UAAUUAAAAUUAAGAGAAAAAUGGACAAUUCAUUCAAUGCAAAGGCUGUAAGAAGGCUUGCCACUAUCGGAAGGCACUUCCCAACACUUGAGAAGAAGUCUGAAAAAGAAGCUCUCAGGGUUUGAGUGACUGGAGCUGCAGGAUCUAUCGGAUACUCCCUUCUAUUUAUGAUUGCUCAAGGGAGAAUGUUUGGUCCAUAUCAGAAAGUAAUUCUUCAUCUACUAGAUCUUCCAACAAUGAAGAAGGCUCUCGAAGGAGUUAAGAUGGAGCUUGAUGAUGGAGCCUUCCCACUUGUUAAAGACAUUAUCUGAGCUACAUGCCCUGAAGCAGGAUUUAAAAACAUUGACGUGGCUCUUCUUGUAGGUGCGAAACCAAGAGGUCCUGGAAUGGAAAGAAAAGAUCUUUUAAGAGAUAAUGGUAAUAUCUUUAAAGAACAAGGGGAAGCUUUAGACAAAUAUGCUAAGAAGACAGUCAAGGUUCUCGCAGUAGGAAAUCCAGCCAACACUAACGCUUUGAUUGCAUCAUUGAACGCUCCAAGUAUCCCAAGAGAGAACUUUACAGCUUUAACUAGACUUGACCAAAACAGAGCUGAAGCACAGAUAGCUCAUAAGGUUGGAGUUCCAGUUGAAAACGUUAACAACGUCAUCAUUUGGGGAAAUCAUUCUGCAACCCAAUAUCCAGAUGUGACUCAUGCAACAAUUACUGACUACCCAGCUGAGGGAUUCGUGGAGAAUGCUAAGUCAACUCUAUGUGAUAAGUGGUUGAAGGAAACCUUCAUCCCCUCUGUCCAAAAGAGAGGAGCUGCCAUUAUUGCUGCUAGAAAAUUCUCAUCAGCAGCCAGUGCUGCCAAUGCUGUUUGUGAUCACAUCCACGACUGGCUAGUUGGAACGAAGCCAGGUAAGGUUGUCUCAAUGGGAGUGAUCAGUGACGGAAACUCUUAUGGAAUUAGAUCAGGACUCAUGUACUCCUUCCCAGUGACAUGCCAUAAAGGCACUUGGAAGAUUGUAGAUGGAUACAAGAUUGAUGAUUACUCUAAAGAGAAGAUGCAAAUCACUGAAAAAGAACUCAUCGAAGAGAAAUCCCAAGCUGUUGGUAAAUAAGUUUUAAAAGACCAUUCCCGGCCUUCAAUUUUUUAU
Messenger RNA from Moneuplotes crassus, 1136 nucleotides. NCBI's taxonomy places the organism in Eukaryota, Ciliophora, Spirotrichea, Euplotida, Euplotidae. The record is from the annotation of a GenBank genome assembly.